This is a messenger RNA of Oryza sativa Japonica Group (Japanese rice), 1597 nucleotides long. Its product is annotated as protein BZR1 homolog 4. The record is from RefSeq and is a predicted model, not a curated record. Lineage: Eukaryota; Viridiplantae; Streptophyta; Magnoliopsida; Poales; Poaceae. Gene Ontology annotation, biological process: brassinosteroid mediated signaling pathway; DNA-templated transcription. Gene Ontology annotation, molecular function: DNA-binding transcription factor activity.
GUUACUGCUUCUCCGGCGUAUUUAUACGCCGCGCCUGCGAGGCUGACACUGCAGAGCGCGCGGCGAGCUUGCAGCGGCGGCGACGGCGAGCGCGCACCGCCGUUGGCUUCCUCGUAGGUCGCGGCGGUGAGGUGAGGUGAGAGGGAUGAUGAACGGAGGAGGGGGAGGGAGGGUGCCGACGUGGAGGGAGCGGGAGAACAACCGGCGGCGGGAGCGGCGGCGGCGGGCGAUCGCGGCGAAGAUCUACGCGGGGCUGCGGGCGUACGGAAACUACACGCUCCCGAAGCACUGCGACAACAACGAGGUGCUCAAGGCGCUCUGCAACGAGGCCGGCUGGACCGUCGAGCCCGACGGCACCACCUACCGCAAGGGAUGCAAGCCGCCGGCGUCAGAGCUCGCUGAUCAGCUCGGCCGCUCGCCGUCGGCGAGCCCGUGCUCGUCGUACCAGCCGAGCCCGCGCGGGACGUCCUCCUUCCCCAGCUCCGGCUCCUCCUCCCAGAUCACGCUCGGCGGCGGCGGCGGCGGCGAGGGCAGCAGCCUCAUCCCGUGGCUCAAGACCCUCUCCUCCGCCGGCGUCGGCAUCGGCGGCGGCUCGUCGUCCAAGUUCCCGGCGCACUACUCCUACUUCGGCGGCGGCUCCAUCAGCGCGCCGGUGACGCCGCCCUCGGGCUCGCCGCCGCGCACGCCGCGCCUCAAGACGGCCGCCUGGGAGGAGUACCACCACCACCACGCCGGCAGCGUGCUGCCGCCGUGGGCCACCGUCGGCGCGAGCUACGCCUACGCGGCCUCGUCGUCCCUGCCAAACUCCACCCCGCCGAGCCCGCGCCGCAAGGUCGCCGCAGCCGCCGCCGCCGCCGGCGGCGGCAACGACGCGGCGGCGUGGCUUGCCGGGUUCCAGAUAUCCUCCGCCGGGCCGUCGUCCCCGACGUACAGCCUCGUGGCUCCUCCUCCCAACCCGUUCGGCGCCGCCGCCGCCGCCGCGGGGUCCUCCUCGAGGGUGAUGAGCGGAGCGUGCUCGCCGGUCGCCGGCGGCGACGUCCAGAUGGCCGACGCGGCGCGCCGCGAGUUCGCGUUCGGCGGCGAGGGCGGCAAGAUGACCGGGCUGGUGAAGGCGUGGGAAGGGGAGCGCAUCCAUGAGGAGUGCGGCUCCGACGAUCUCGAGCUCACCCUCGGGAGCUCCAUGACUCGCGGCGAUCGCUAAGCUUACUUCCUCAUCUCAUCAAGAAGAAGAAGAAGACGAAGAAAUCAAGAAUUGGAGAAAUCAUCAUCAGAGAGGGGUUCAGAAGAAGUUCAUCUUAUGAGGAGUCUCUGAACUGGGUUUAAAUUCAUGCAGGCCGUCGUUUAAGUUUAGCUUCUUUUUGAUUUUUUUUUUUGCUUUCUUAUAUCCUAUAAUUUUCGGUUGUUAGAAGACAAUGAAAAGGAAAACAUGGCAAGGGAAGGGAAUUAGGAUGUUCAUGGUUAAUGGGUUGUCAGACAGUUGGGAGUAGAAUUCAGAGAAUAAUUUUAUACAUUUUGCUUCCUGCUCAUGAUCAAUGCUGGUUUAUGCUCUGUAUUCUGUGUGUUGCUGAUUGAUUAUCCAUUUAUCCAUUGCUACUCA